Leucoraja erinaceus (little skate) is the source of this 6078-nucleotide messenger RNA. RefSeq names its product collagen alpha-3(VI) chain-like. The record is from RefSeq and is a predicted model, not a curated record. NCBI's taxonomy places the organism in Eukaryota, Metazoa, Chordata, Chondrichthyes, Rajiformes, Rajidae. The coding region runs from base 1534 to 5598 and encodes 1354 amino acids. The transcript has 34 exons. Gene Ontology annotation, molecular function: serine-type endopeptidase inhibitor activity.
GCAAGCGUUAGCUGUUGCACCUUGAGAGUUUGAAUGUUAGGGGAGAGUAUACACUUCAUGGCAAGACCCUCUAAGUGCAUUAAUAAGAAGAGAGAUCUUGGAGUCCAAGUUCAUAGCUCACUGAAGGUGGUAGCACAAGUAGAUAGAGUGGUAAAUAAUGCAUAUGGUAUGCUUGUCUUCAUUGCUUGGGGCAUUGGGUAACAUCAGGGAAUCAUGAUACAACUCGACAAGACUUUAGUGAAUCUGCACUUGGAGUAUUGCAUGCAGUUCUGGUUGCCCCUUUUUAGGAAUGAUGUGGAGGUUUUGGUGAGGGUGCAAAGGAUGUUUAUCAGGAUGCUGCCUGGAUCAGAUGGUUUUAGUUACAGUACAAGGAGAGGUUGGAUAAACUAGGGUUGUUUUCUCUAGAAUGUGGUAGGACGUUAGGAAGGGCAAGUGACUGAAGUGUCGGUGAGAGAAUCAUGUGGGACUAGCGACAACAGUUCUAUUAACUUUAAGAUGUUUAUGGAUAAGGAUAUGCCGGGCCCACAAGUUAAAGUUCUGAAUAAACAGCACCUUUCUCCAAGGGCAGAAUGUCAAAGGCUAGAGGCCUUAGCAUUAGGGUAAAAGGGACAAAGUUUCAUGGGAGAUGUGUGGGACAAUGAGUGGUCGGUGCUUGGAAUGCGCUGCUAGAUGCAGUGAUGGAGGCAGAUAUGAUAUUAGCAUUUAGGAAGCAAUUAGAUAGGCAUAUGGAUAUGCAGGGAAGGGAUGGGUAUGGGUCAUGUGCAGGCAGCGGAGAUUCGUUUAACUUGGCAUCGUGUCCAACACGGACAUUGCAAGCUGAAAGAGCCUGCUGUUAUAUGUUCUAUGUUCUAUGAUAAUGACUAAAGAUGAAUAAGAAUGAAAGUCUGGUUUGAUGUUAUUUACCUUUCUUCACUUUGUAAAAUCCUGACACGGGUACACCGGGUAAGUAAAGAAGCGUUCAUGACUCAUGGUAACUAUAAAGGGAGGAGAGAAAUCAGGUAUGUCAUGUUUGAACCAAAACCAGAACAUGUUCGAGAUACUCAAUUUGUCAGGCAGCAUCUAUGUGAAGAGAAACCCGUUAUGAUCUUUCAUCUUUGUUGAUCCACAGAUGCUGCCAUUGAGUUUCCUGUGCUUUCCUUUUUUAUCUCAGAUCUUUUUUCACCCGCUUUUCAAUUCUGUAUCAACAUUUUAUUUGAGUGUGUUAUCAAAGAAAUUGACAAAUUAUAACCAAGGUUGGCAGUAAACAAGACAAUGCUUCGGGUUAUUGAACUAUUAGCGACACUUGGCAUCACCAAGUUAUGCUACCCAGUAAGUUGUAAUAGUUUUAAAACUAGACAGCACAUGGAAGGUUAAUCUGCCUGAAGUUUUGACACUGGGAGUUGUUUCCUAACAUUGGAAAUGGGAGAAUAAGGAGGAGCCUCCCAAUGCUUUUUUAAUGUGAACCUGGAAUAUUAGCUUAGAGUUUCAGAAUCUACUCUGAACAGGGUAGAUGUAAAUCGUCUUAUACAGAUAACUUUUGGAGCUCUCGCCAAUAUGGGGAUGUUUGAAGCGUCAAUGUCAUUUCUCGCUCUGGCAUUAACAAUGUAUAUAACCAUCUCUCAAGAACAAGUACUUGCUGAACCCGCUGCUGAUAUUGUUUUCCUGGUUGAUGGAUCUCAAAAUAUGGGAGCACAAGGAUUUAAACAAGUACGUACCUUUAUAACAAAAACUAUCAGCAAACUGAAUGUAGGAACGGAUGCGUACAGAAUUGGCCUUGCUCAGUACAGCGAUGUUCAGCAUAAGGAGUUUGAAUUCGAUACAUUUCGAACCAAGAAGGAUGUGUUGACCUACAUGAAGAGAAGGUUUCAGUAUAAGGGCGGAACUUCUCUAAAAACAGGUAUCGCUCUGGAUUUUCUGCUCAAAACGUUCUUUGCGCAAAGUCGAAAGGAUAAAGGCAUUCCUCAGAUUGCAAUAAUAGUCACAAGCGCACCCUCAGAGGAUAAUGUUGCAAACUAUGCCACAUCUUUGAGAAAUGACAACGUGAUCGCUGUUUCCAUUGGAGCAAAGGAUUCCGACUUAAGUGAGCUACAAACUAUUGCCUACCGUGGAGAUGCCCCUUUUGUUCACCGGAUCAACAAUAUCGCUGAGAUUACAAACCUGGCGCCAAAUGUCAUUGAAACAAUAAAACACAUACACACAAUGACAAAAGUCACAGAAAUUCAACCUCCAUCAGAGGUCACGCUGAUUGCGGAAGUGCCGCUGACUACGGAAGCACCAAAGUCGAGAGACCGCACUCAGCCAUAUUGCUUCAUAGACAUUGCAGUGGGAUUUGAUCUCCCUGGAUGGGCUGGAUCAGAAAACAUAUUUGCUGGACAACAGAAAUUAAAACUAAAGCUAGCGGAAAUUCUUCAAAGAAUUACAUCCGUGACUGAUAUCAGUUGUCUUUCCAACUCCCAGCCAACAAUAAGCAUGGCAAUUUACAUGCAAAGUAAAACUGGCCAGAUUAUCUUUGAAUCAAAAUUUGCAAAUUAUAGUGCUGAAACAAUCAGUAACCUCAUGGCAAUCAAAACAGCAGAAAAAAUUGAUUUAACUGUUGAAAAUUUGGAGUCACUUGGAAAGAAGCUCAGAGAGAGAACUUCAAAAGCAAAGGUGAUGCUAAUUUUUACAGAUGGCUUGGAUGACACCAAAGAUGUGCUUGAAAAAGCAUCCAAAAGUCUCAGAGAAAAAGGGAUUCACGCACUCAUCACUGUGGCUCUACAAGGUCCCCAGUAUCUUGGUGACUUACUUUCUAUUGAAUUCGGAAGAGGAUUUGAAUACAAGCAAGGAUUAUCUAUUGAAAUGGAGGAUAUUGCAAAUGUUUUGCACAGACAAAUAAAUGGCGUUGCGGAAAAAGAAUGCUGCAAUUGUCUGUGUAAAUGUCUGGGGAAACCAGGCACCCAGGGGCCACGGGGAAUAAAAGGCUUACUGGGAAACCAAGGUGUAAAGGGAUUUCCAGGACAUACUGGAGAAGAAGGAGAACCAGGUGAAAGAGGCCCAGCCGGUCCAAAUGGAACUCGAGGGAUUGAAGGAUGUAUUGGUUUCAGAGGCCACAAGGGAAUCUCAGGAUAUCCUGGAGAAAAGGGUAUGAGUGGAAUCGAUGGCAUCAAUGGAAUUUCCGGAGAACAGGGAGACUAUGGAGUUGCUGGAUCAUCUGGUGAAAAUGGUGCACAAGGAAAUCCGGGUAAGAAAGGUGAAAAAGGAGACCAUGGUGAAGUUGGAAAAGAAGGCUUACCUGGAGACCACGGUGAAUUCGGCAAUAACAGUAACAUUCGAGGUUUAAAAGGUCAUAAAGGUGACAUGGGAUUUGCGGGUGAUCCAGGAGGGGAUGGCAAUCGAGGAAAAGGCGGUAGGGCAGGACGUCCUGGUCUCCCUGGUCACAGAGGUCCACCUGGGAAAGAUGGUAAUAUUGGAAAGCCUGGCAAAAGAGGUCAUCAUGGAAUUCGAGGAUUCCAAGGCGAACAGGGGCUAGCAGGUUCCGCUGGGCCACAUGGGCAGAAUGGAACCCAAGGAGCUCGAGGCCAGCAGGGCCUGUCUGGAAUCCCAGGUGAGCAAGGAAUGGAGGGGUUCCAAGGACAGAAAGGACAAGCCGGUGAACCUGGAGAUCUUGGGGCGAAAGGUGUAAAUGGACCACUUGGACGUCGUGGCUCAAUGGGUCUGGAUGGCAAGGAUGGAUUUGGCCCUCAAGGUUCUAAAGGAAGAAAGGGAGACAGAGGGACCCGAGGAAUCAUUGGCGUAAAGGGAGAAGAUGGAAAAGCUGCUCAAAAUGGAGGAGAUGGACCUAAAGGAAUGAAGGGGAACAGGGGCCAUGCUGGUGAUCCUGGUGAUGUCGGUGAAUCGGGACAGAUUGGAAUUACUGGGCAAAAGGGCCCCAAAGGACCACCAGGCACAGCGAUCAUGAAAUGUGAUCUUAUAUCAGCUGUGCGAGAAAGCUGCUCUUGUUGUUCAAAAAGAAGUGGAGCGUGUCCAGCUUACCCCACGGAGCUGGCCUUUGCUCUGGACUCAUCUGCAGAUGUCCCUCCUGCUCUAUUUGAAAGGAUGAAAAAAAUUGUAAUGAAUUUCCUGCAGGAUAUUGACAUCGCUGAAAACAACUGCCCCACGGGUGCCCGCGUGGCUGUCCUGACUUACAAUAGCGAAGCCAAGCCUUUCAUUCGCUUUUCCGACUUUAAGAAAAAGCAAUUACUCCUGAAAAAAAUAGAAGGACUAGGUCAUGAACGAUCAAGCAAAAAACGAAAUAUCGGCAACAUUAUGCAGUUCGUGGUCAGAAAUGUUUUUAAACGAGUUCGUAAUGGUGCCCUUAUGAGGAAAAUAGCUGUGUUUCUUGCUAAUGGAGCAUCCAAAGACACAAAUGCCAUUGCCGCUGCUGCCUCACAGUUCAGUGCUUCAGGUGUCGUUCCAGUUAUCAUUUCCUUCAAAGACAUCCCAGAAGUAGACCAGGCUUUUAAGGUCAAUAAUGAAGCAUCAGCUGAAGUGGUUGUAUUGCCAAGACAGCAACAAGAAGCCAAGAAAUUGUUACACCGACUCUUACAGUGCACAAUUUGCUUUGAUAUGUGUGAACCAAACGCCUUGUGCCUGGGAGAUGCAGCGAUAUCUCCUCUGCCUGUGAACCUGGACAUAGCAUUUAUUGUAGAUGAUCUUGAACCGAUGGAAUCCAUGUAUUCAGAAACCGUGAAGCAUUUCUUAAAUUCCAUGCUGAAUACAUUUCUAAGUUCCGCAGAACCAAAGGCUGCUGAACUUCAUCCCAGAGUUGCUAUUGUUCAACACUCUCCAAACCACAGGCUGCGAUAUGGGAAGGAUCCAUACGAGCUUGAAUUUGAGAUUUUGGAUUACACGACAAAAACCCUAAAGAAGAGGCACGUCCAAGACUCAGCCAGUCAGCCAGAGGGCCCCACUGGCAUCAGCAACACUAUUGAAUGGACCCUGAAUAAUUACUUUUCAAAUCUCACUGAGCAGCAAACGCACAAGGUUAUCUUUACAAUACUUUCAGGGGAAAUGAACCUGGAUGGCAAAAAGUUACUGGAGAUAUCACACAAAGCCAAGUGUAAAGACUUUGCAAUGUUAAGUCUGGUCCUUGGAAAGGUAUCCAACACGACAAUUCUGGAGGAGUUUGUCAGUUUCCCCGUUGAUCAACAUUUAGCUUACCUCGACAAGCCUCUGGAGACUGAAGUGGAAUAUGCACAAAGGUUUGCAGUGACUUUUCUGAAAAACCUGGCAGCUGGAAUCAACAGAUAUCCCCCUCCAGAUAUUGCGAAGGAAUGCAAAGGAAUGAAACCUCAGGAGACAGUAAAGGACGUACCGCAAGGGCCGCCUAAUAAUUUACAACUGUACCAAGAGCCGCCUAAUAACCUACAACUGUUGGUUGUUAUGGAUGACGCUGAGAUGCCCGAAGUUUACACCAACAAUUACGAUACGUGUCUAUUGAAGCAGGAUGAAGGACUCUGUCAUAAUUACACCAUCAAGUGGUCCUAUGAUGCCAAAAAAGGUUGCGCGCGGUUCUGGUACGGUGGCUGUGGAGGAAAUGCAAAUAGAUUUGACACACAACAGGAAUGUAAAACUUCAUGUGUACAACCAUCCCCUUUGUAAAAUGCACCAGAAUAUAUUACGGUGUGUCUGACCAUCAGAUGUGGUGAAACAUGGCGUCAGGUUAAUUAAAAUGUUUUGCGCGGUUUCUUAGUAGAGAAGCAUGUUCAGUUGUAACAGAUGCUGUUGAACUUGUUUCAGAACCAUAUUGUUUGCUCGCGAUAAUUCUGAAAAGGGAACGUCCGAUCUUCCAUGUACACAUAUUUGAAAGCAUGUACAUAAUUACAUAAAGCUGUAUAAGAACAAAAUUGCAAUGCUCAAGCUUUUGACAUUAAGGCAAAAUCAUGAUUAUUUGCAUUGUGACUGUUUAUGUUUACAUUGUAGGUGCAAACACUAUCAGAUUGUUCUUUCCACGUUCCACCCACACUUUAACUGCCUGAUUGGAUUAUAGACUCAAUUAUCAUUAACUUGAAGGCUUUUUGACAAACAUUUUUCUCAGGCUAAAUAUUCAAUUACUUGAAAUAAAAGUUGUUUGCAUAAGAA